Molecule: messenger RNA, 889 nt
Organism: Rubroshorea leprosula
Lineage: Eukaryota; Viridiplantae; Streptophyta; Magnoliopsida; Malvales; Dipterocarpaceae
Source: the annotation of a GenBank genome assembly
UUCAAGAAAGCAAUAAACCUUUCUUCAAAUAUUUCUCCUUCUUUUCAGUUUCUAACACCCCAUGGACCAUAUCAUUGUGUUCCAUAUAAAGUCCAGCCUUCUUCAUACAAAUGCGAGAACAUUGAAAAUUUUUCCUCCUACAAAUCAUAGCAAACAAAAUAGCAGUUUCAAUUUCAGGACUAGUAUAAGUAGGAUCUGGAAAACACUAUAUAUAUGAUUGAAUCCUGAUGCGCGGCCUUCUAUCUCUGACCUACACACUGUCGAUCCUCUCCUCUAGUUAUUGCGCCUCAUAUUACGCAUUAAAGUCCUCCAUUGGAUCUGAUGCCGAACCACUUUCCGAGAAAAAAACCCUCUGAAAAUAAAAAUAUAACCUGUUGUCUUCUCAUUGUAUUUAAAUUCUAAGGGGCACCCAUUUCGCAGAUUUCUGUAAGGAAAAAUGGGUCGGUUUUGGUUUGUCAGAGCUCUUCUUGUUUCGGUACUUCUAGUCUUCUCUUUAUCUCAAGGAUUUGGUCGGAAGGCGAUGGAGACUGAUGUUCAAUAUGAACAGGUGACUGCUCAAAUGGAGGAAGUUCCAGGUUUAUCGCCAAGGGAGAUGACUGAAUUGAUGGAUUAUUCAGAAACAGGGCCAAACACGAACCCCAGAACCGGGUAUAUAUUUACUCCUCCCCCGCAAGGCUAAUUGAGAUAUGUUACCAAUCCAAACUCAAAAUUGGAUGCUCUUAUUAUGUUCCUUUAAUUGCUUAAGUCUCUUCUAUUAAUUUAAUUUCCUUUUAAGUUAGACAGGUUGGAGGAUACAUAAGACUUGAGUAUAUAUAUGUUGAUUGGUGUUCUUAGUUUGCUUAGUUAGCUGUAAUUUGUGAAUUAUAAGAUGUUGGAUGUUGUCUGGUUU